Nannospalax galili (Upper Galilee mountains blind mole rat) is the source of this 2061-nucleotide messenger RNA. RefSeq names its product XK related 8 (gene Xkr8). Lineage: Eukaryota; Metazoa; Chordata; Mammalia; Rodentia; Spalacidae. The record is from RefSeq and is a predicted model, not a curated record. Bases 117 to 1271 code for a protein of 384 amino acids. Gene Ontology annotation, cellular component: plasma membrane. Gene Ontology annotation, biological process: engulfment of apoptotic cell; phosphatidylserine exposure on apoptotic cell surface; apoptotic process involved in development. The transcript is spliced from 3 exons.
GAAGUCCCGCCCUGUAGUCCGGGCGGCCCCGAGGGCGGCUCCCGCCUUCUUCCUACCCCAGCCACCCCGGCUGCCCCGAGGGCAGGUGGCGGGCUGGAAGUCCGGCGUGGAGGGUCAUGCCGCUGUCGCCCCGCGCCGCUCUCCUUCGGGACCUGGUCCUGGGCGUUGUGGGCACCGUCGCUUUCCUGCUGGACCUGGUUGCGGAUCUGUGGACCGUAGGCCAGUAUGUGCUCAGUGGCCGUUACCUGUGGGCCGCGCUGGUACUGGCGCUGCUGGGCCUCGCUUCGGUGGCGUUACAGAUCUUCAGCUGGGUCUGGCUGCGCGCCGACCACGCCGAGCUGCACGGGUCGCAGUCUUCCAGCCGCUACCUAGCGCUGUUGCACCUGCUGCAGCUCGGCUACCUGUACAGGUGCAUGCACGGGCUGCAACAGGGUUUGUCCCUGUGGCAGCAGGAGGCGCCCUCCGAGUUUGACUUGGACUAUUCCAACUUCCUGUCCAUGGAUAUCAGCAUGCUUCGGCUCUUCGAGACCUUCCUGGAGACGACGCCACAGCUCACGCUGGUGCUGGCCAUCGUGCUGCAGAGUGGCCGGGCUCAGUACUACCAGUGGGUUGGGAUCGUAACAUCCUACUUGGGCAUCUCGUGGGCCCUGCUGGACUACCACCGCGCCUUGCGCACCUGCCUUCCCUCUAAGCACCAACUGGGCCUGCGCUCCUCUGCCAUCUACUUCCUGUGGAACCUGCUCUUGUUGGGGCCCCGCGUCCUGGCCAUUGCCCUGUUCUCAGCUCUCUUCCCCCACUAUGUGCCCCUGCACUUCCUCGGCCUGUGGCUGGUGCUGCUGCUCUGGGUCUGGCUUCAGGGCACAGACUUCAUGCCAGACCCCUGCUCUGAGUGGCUGUACCGGGCUGUGGUGGCCACCACCCUCUAUUUCUCCUGGUUCAACGUGUCUGAUGGCCAUACCCGAGGCCGGGCCACCAUCCACUUGAUGUUCAUCUUAAGUGACAAUGUUCUGCUGGUGACUGUCUGGGUGACACAUAGUACCUGGCUGCCCAAUGGGGACUCAUUGCAGAUGUGGCUGAUCAUAGGAGGAGGUGUGUGCUUCUUCCUGGGUCUGGCUUUGCGUCUGGUCUACUACCACUGGCUGCACCCUAGCUGCCCGGAGCCUGAUCAUGUGGAUGGAGCUCGGAGUUUCCUUCCUUCAGAAUGCAGUCAGCUGUUUCCGAACAAGCGUGCUACUCAGUGGGCACGGAACUUUUUCUCCAAGGCCAGAUAGGCUGCUUUGCCAGGGAAGGGAGAAGUGAAUGGGGUCCUUUGAGGCAGGGUCCAACUUGGUUAUAGUAAGGGAGGUGGAAGGGCCAAGGGGGCCAAUUAUAUAUAAGCCAUUUUUGGAGGAAAAGACUCCUUUUCUCGUCCUCUGCAGCUAGUGGAGCUGUUGCCCCCAGAGCUGCCCAUUGUUGGGUUCUCACAGUCCUGUUCCAGAAGGCUCUGGGCCUCUGGGGGAUGUUCUCUAGAAUUCUUCCCUACCCCACCCCAUUAAUUUACUUUAUUCAUCAAACGUUUACUGAGAGCACUUUUUUUUUUUUUUUUCGUCGAGACAGGGUCUCCCUGUAGCCCCAACUGUAGACCAGGCUGGCCUUGAACUCACAGCCUGCUCUCCCUCCCAAGUGCAGAGAUUAAAGGUGUGAGCCACCACGCCCGGCUUACCGAGAGCACUUUUAUGUUCUGGGAGCACCAUUCUAACCUUGAGAUUCUCUGCCACCCUAGCCGAAGAUCUUCCCCUACCUACUUCAAAGACUGGAGACCAGCGAUGUCUGACUUUGGGCGGUUCUACUAGCCCUUCAGUGCCUUGGUGCAGCAGGCCACCUUUGAACCAAGUGCCUUAUGGACCUGUGGUCCAGGCCCUGCACAAUCCAUUGAGUAUUUUUCAUUUUGGCCAGUGUACCCCUUACCUCAGAGUCUACAUGAAAGGAUGACAGUGUAUGCAAAUGUGUUGCUGCAAGUGAGGACACAGGUGGUGCUUUUAACAGUAUUGUUAUUAUUAAAACUUUGUGUAAUCUUCCAAA